Rhineura floridana is the source of this 3122-nucleotide messenger RNA. It is a transcript of the gene LSM14B, whose product is annotated as LSM family member 14B. The coding region runs from base 510 to 1781 and encodes 423 amino acids. Gene Ontology annotation, molecular function: mRNA binding. The record is from RefSeq and is a predicted model, not a curated record. NCBI's taxonomy places the organism in Eukaryota, Metazoa, Chordata, Lepidosauria, Squamata, Rhineuridae. The transcript is spliced from 10 exons.
CCCCCCCUCUCUUCCCCCUCCCAUUCUUUCCACACUCUCCUCCAUUCUACUCCGUAUCUCUCUCUUCUUCUCCCACCCUCCUCCGUCCAGCCGGCCACCCACCCGUCUGCGCGAUCACGCACGCACGCCCCCCAAUCGUCGUCUGCUUUUGGCCCUAUAAAAGGAGCGGCCGGCGGGGUUUUUCUUUCUUAGUCCGCUGUAGAGGCGGGUGGUUGGAAGUGGCUUAGGGGCGGUAGAUAGAGGGCGGGGAGAGAGCGAGCGAGCUGCGGUAAAACAAUAACGACGGCGGCUCCGCGGUGCCAGCUCACUCAACCCUGGCUUCAGGGCCUUGACUAGCCAGCCAGCCACCGAGCGCGUAGUAGCUGCUGUUGCUGCUACGACGACGUCGUCUGGAGUCAGGCUCAACCUGGUUGCCGCCUCCUCUCAGAGUCACUGAGACUCGUUGCGGGCUUCUCUGUCUCACGCCGCCCCAGCAAGCCCACCGAGCGGCCCACCAGCCCGGCGACGCCAUGAGCUCGGGGACUCCGUACAUCGGGAGCAAGAUCAGCCUCAUCUCCAAGGCGCAGAUCCGCUACGAAGGAAUCCUUUACACCAUCGACACCGACAACUCCACCGUCGCGCUAGCCAAAGUGCGCUCCUUUGGAACCGAAGAUCGUCCCACAGACCGUCCUGCCCCUCCAAGGGAGGAAGUUUAUGAAUAUAUCAUCUUCCGAGGGAGUGACAUCAAAGAUAUCACUGUGUGUGAGCCUCCAAAAGCACAGCAUAAUCUUCCCCAGGAUCCCGCUAUUGUCCAAUCUUCUCUGAGCUCUGCUUCAGCGUCCUCCUUUCAGCCACACGUGCCUUACAGUCCAUUCAGGGGCAUGCCACCCUACAGCCAGCUUGCUGCCAGCUCUUUAAUUAGCCAGCAGUAUGCCGCUUCCCUUGGUUUAGAGAAAUUGGUAAGCCCUCCAGCAUCAGCAGCUGCUUCCAGUCCUAGCACUUCUUCGUCUCCUCAGCCAGUUUCAGAGCCUGACUUGUCAUCAGAGCCACACCUGCUGUCUUCUAAGGGUGCUGCUUUUCCGUCAGUUCAUUCAGUGCGCAAAAGUCCUAUGGUGGAGCAAGCUGUUCAGACUGGUCCUAUUGACAACUUGAAUCCCAAAAAAGCUCCUCCGAUCAAAGUCAUUCCAGUGGUCCAGCGCAACACCCGUCAUAUUCCACAAAGCAACAAGACAAGUGAUACAGUUGUGUCAACACCUGUACAAGCGCAAGGGCAAGUGAAUGAUGAGAAUAGAAGGCCCCAAAGGAGGAGAUCAGGAAAUAGGAGAACCAGAAAUCGUUCCAGAGGGCAGAAUCGACCAACUGCUGUGAAAGAAAAUACAAUAAAAUUUGAAGGCGACUUUGACUUUGAAAGUGCAAAUGCGCAAUUCAACCGAGAAGAGCUGGAUAAAGAAUUCAAGAAAAAACUUAACUUUAAAGAUGAGAAAGUUGAGGCAGGAGAAGAAAAGGGGGAGCCUGCUGUGGCUGCCGAGAACUGUGAUGGCAAUGCAGAUGAAGAUCUCCUAGGACCUAACUGCUAUUAUGACAAAUCAAAGUCUUUCUUUGACAACAUCUCAUCAGAACUGAAAUCCAGUUCAAGGCGUACGACGUGGGCUGAAGAACGGAAACUCAACACAGAGACGUUUGGUGUAUCUGGCCGUUUUCUCCGUGGACGUAGUUUUCGGGGGGGAUUUCGUGGUGGAAGGGGGUCUGGAGCUGUGCGACGGAGUCAAGCUACUCCCAGAGUGGGCACUGGAAGAGUAUAAACCUUGCAGGUUCUCAUUGCUAUGAAGACGUGUACAUAGGAAGAAGGGAACAAACCAGGCUGCUACACUUAAAACAUGGGUGAAUGGAGUGAUACGUUCACGAGCUUAAACUCUGAUGGCACUGCUGCUUGUGUGUCAAAGCAGGAUUGGAGCACCAGAGUUACUUGGAAAAGGCGUGUGCUCAUUAACCACCUCUUCAAGGAGUCUUUUUUUCUUUUUUCUUUUAAGUAGUGCAAGGAACUUGUGCUGCUUCUAGGUUCCAAAGGCUGCUAUAGCUGACCACAUAGAACACUCGUUCUGUUCUCUGAAGGAGAUGAGACAAUUCUAAAUUAUUCAAAAAUGAACCAAAGCUCGUUCGAAACCAGCAACUUCUUAAUCUGAGGAACAGGGAUUCUACUUGUCUUUGUUCUUUCUUUUGAUUUUUGUCUUUUCACCCUACACCCUAUGGUUCAAGCAAAAGAAAUAAUCAUUUUGAUGUCUAGAAGCGAGUUAUAGUGCAACAAGUUGUAUGUAAUGCGGUGAUGGGAACUGUUGGUGAUCAUGUAUCUCUAAUUCUGGGCUCACCACUUAAAUGUAUGGUUUCUAUCAGGAGCUGUAUAAUGGGUUUCCUUGGAGUGCUGGUCACCCCUCCAAUAGGAACCCUAAGCAACUAAAUUAGCCCUGGUGAGUGCCAUUCUCCAGCCUCCUCACAAUCAGCUGCUGCUCUCCAGCAGUGCAGCAAAGCUUUUUAUGUAUGGGGAAGGCUGCGGAUUAUGUGAUUAUUACUCUUGCAGCAACUCUUAAAGGAGACUGAGAUUUUCCCCCUCUGUAACCUAAAGGAAAAGUGUAGCCUUGGUUUCAAGUCCUUCUGUUGAGGAAAGAGCAAUAUGUGAUUUGUAUGCUUGGAACAUAAGGAGGACAUUGAAUCCUCAAAUGGGGAAGGGAGACUUAAAUGGAACUUGAGGAACCAGCAUGUUCAAUUCCUUCUCAACCUCUGUAAAUAGGUCAGGAUUUUUUGUUUUUAAAAAUAAUUUGGGGGGGUUGAAAGGUGGGUAUGAAGGGAUUAUAAGCUCUUGCAUGAAAGUGGGUUAAGCCUUUAGUAAUAGGCAUGUGUCCCUUUUUGUUAGCUAUAGGAGUGUUUUGUUGGAAAGGCCUCUAAUGGAUGCCAUUUCUCCUCCCCCACCCCAUUUCAUGGCUAUCCUUUUGAGUUCCUCCCCUAUGUCAUGCAUUCACUUACGUUGUUAUAAAAGCUUGGGUUUAUUUUGUAGGCCUUUAUCACGAAGGAUUUCACAUCGUGGUGAGGCUGCUGUAUGGAGUCAUGUAAAUUGUAAUUAUAAAUAAACAUGGAAAUGUUUAAUCCUU